Corapipo altera (White-ruffed manakin) is the source of this 1698-nucleotide messenger RNA. RefSeq names its product DnaJ heat shock protein family (Hsp40) member A1 (gene DNAJA1). The transcript is spliced from 8 exons. Gene Ontology annotation, cellular component: cytosol; cytoplasm. Gene Ontology annotation, biological process: protein refolding; response to heat. Bases 110 to 1303 code for a protein of 397 amino acids. Gene Ontology annotation, molecular function: ATP binding; Hsp70 protein binding. The record is from RefSeq and is a predicted model, not a curated record. NCBI's taxonomy places the organism in Eukaryota, Metazoa, Chordata, Aves, Passeriformes, Pipridae.
GGGGCUGCGGGACCGGCCCGAACUUUCCAGAAGAGUCGGGAGCGGCGCCGCCAAGUGCGGGAUCUCCGCCAGCAGCCCCGGUCGCCCCCCGCCGCCCCCCGCCGCCGCCAUGGUGAAGGAGACCACCUACUACGACGUGCUGGGCGUGAAGCCCAACGCGUCCGCCGAGGAGCUGAAGAAGGCCUACCGCAAGCUCGCGCUCAAGUACCACCCGGACAAGAACCCCAAUGAGGGCGAGAAGUUCAAGCAGAUCUCCCAAGCCUACGAGGUGCUGUCGGACCCGAAGAAGAGGGAACUGUAUGACAAAGGAGGCGAGCAGGCCAUCAAGGAGGGCGGCUCCGGGGGCGGCUUCGGGUCCCCCAUGGACAUAUUCGAUAUGUUCUUCGGCGGCGGAGGGAGGAUGCAGCGAGAGAGACGAGGUAAAAACGUGGUCCACCAGCUGUCAGUAAGUUUAGAAGAUAUGUACAAUGGUGCGAUGAGGAAACUUGCACUGCAGAAAAACGUUAUCUGUGACAAAUGUGAAGGUCGUGGUGGCAAGAAGGGGGCAGUAGAAUGCUGCCCUAAUUGCAGGGGAUCAGGCAUGCAGAUCAGAAUUCACCAGAUCGGGCCAGGAAUGGUGCAGCAAAUCCAGUCUGUGUGCAUGGAGUGUCAGGGGCACGGAGAGCGUAUCAGCCCCAAGGACCGGUGUAAGAGCUGCAAUGGCAGGAAAAUUGUUAGAGAGAAGAAGAUCCUAGAAGUGCACAUUGACAAAGGAAUGAAGGAUGGUCAGAAAAUAACAUUCCAUGGUGAAGGGGACCAAGAGCCAGGUCUGGAGCCAGGGGAUAUUAUUAUUGUACUGGAUCAAAAAGACCACUCUGUAUUUACAAGACGAGAUGAAGAUCUUCUUCUGGCUAUGGAUAUUCAACUGGUGGAAGCACUCUGUGGCUUUCAAAAGCCUAUCACAACGCUGGAUAACAGAACUAUCAUUAUUACCUCCCAUCCUGGCCAGGUAGUUGAGCAUGGGGCUAUUAAGUGUGUGUUGAAUGAAGGUAUGCCAAUUUAUCGCAGACCAUACGAAAAAGGACGUCUGAUCAUAGAAUUCAGGGUCAACUUCCCAGAGAGUGGCUUCCUCUCCUCAGAUAAGCUGUCUUUACUCGAAAAACUGCUACCUACAAGGCAGGAAAUAGAAGAAACCGAGGAAAUGGAACAGGUGGAUUUAGUGGACUUUGAUCCAUCUCAAAAGAGGAAACACCACUAUAAUGGAGAAGUGUAUGAAGAUGAUGAGCAUCAGCCUAAAGGUGGUGUUCAGUGCCAGACAUCGUAAAUGGGCCAGUGAAUAACUUGUGAUGCUUGUUUUGUAUGCAGUAGUGGAUGAGUGAAGGACUACAGACAGUUCACCCUCACCUCCUGCUAUAUGUUGUUCUAUCCAGCCAUAGUUAUUUCUAAAAGCAUAAAGGAAUAAACGAAAUAAUUAAACUGACUUUGCAAUUUGUAUAAAGCUCCAGGAUGCAAGCUCCAAUGAAGUUGAUUGCACUUCACUCCUGACUCUUGGUCCAGAAAACUCCCUUACCUGCUUGUCUUUUCUUCCAAACCUUGUAAUUCCUGUAUGUGUGCAAUUGCCCAGGCUUAAACUUUAAGAUUCUGUGGUGUGCUUUUUAGGAAUUUUAGAUCUUAUACUCUGUGAAUAAAGUAUGCACAAGUACUUACAACCCAUGGUAA